AUGGAUUACGAUCCAGAAGUUGCCGGUUUAUUGGAUAUUAACAGUAGUAGGAAUGGACUGUCUCGGCAUGAUGGAUCUGAGGAUAGUGACGAUGAGAUUCAAAACUGGUCGGUUGUGGCUUCUGUCGGUAAGAGGGGCCAAAAAGAUUUUGAGCCUCUUGUCUGCGAGGAAGAGACUCAAGUGCUUUCCCAAUAUGAUCAGAAUGCUCUUUGGAGAUCGAGAAAUAUGAUGUUUUCGGCUUUGGGAAAGAAAAGGGGAACUAUUGUCUCUUUGGAUGAUCUAGAUAAGAGCACCAUCUAUAUCAAUGCUCGCAAUCCCGACAGUUUGUUUAUGCUUAAAGGUCGAGGGAAGUUUUUAGAGUCGAUGGGUCGGAUGGAUAGCCAUUCUCUCUGCUAUUUUGAUUAUGAAGAGGCUCUUUAUUUGAUUGAAAGAGGUACCUGCUUGGCUCGAUUAUACGAUGAAGAUGAGGAUAAGAAUGCUAAGUACCAGAAAAUGCUACCGCUUAGUUUAGAAACGGUUUACUCCUUACUUAUACAUGAUGAUGAACAGUUGGACCGCUACCUUGUCUACAGUUUUUUAAAGAGAAAUGGCUAUGUGGUGACCAGACAUCAAGAAUUUGAUCAUGUGAUUUGUGAGCCGAAGGAAGAUGUUGUCAAUUACAAUCAAUUGACUUCUCUAAACCCUCACAACAGAAUGUCUUUAUGGACAUGCCUGUUGGCACGGCUGUCCAAUUGGUGGAAUGUUUCGUUUCCUUACAAGUUUGCAAUGUCUUACUUUAAUGUCUUCUCCUACCUUAGUUGGAAAGUGAGAAGAAUGUCUUAUCCCAAGCCGGCCGCACCAAAAGAUUUGGAACUGCAGAGUGAUGAAUGUAAGCAGUAUUUUAUCGCAUUCAAUGUUUGGAAACCAAUGUCCAAAUUCAAAAAGAAAAACCCGCCUUUACCUGACUUCCAGGUUGUCCCGGUUAAAGCCUGGUGGGAAUUUCCAAGAGCUCAGGAUAUCAAGUAUCUAAUAUCGAGGGCUAGAACUAACCCGGAAACUUUUCGGAGAAAGAUCAAUCGUCGCACACAUAGAAUCUCCCAUAUUGAUCCGAACUGGGACUAUAGUAGGUCCAUUAAUAUGCAUAACUUGAAGUACAAUGAGCAUAAUAUUACAUUCGCCAUAGUUGACAGCGGAAAUGUCAAUUUUUCCAAUCUCUCUGACUGCUGUUUUGCUAGUGAAGGACCCUGCUGGAGGGACCAUUGGCUUACUGAUACAAAAAAGAGAAGGAAAAGAUUCCGGAAGAAAAAUCCUGCUCCAAGCAAACCUGUUCUGGAUGAUCAUAGGAAAGAUACAUUGAUUUCAAGUAGAAACGAACCGAUAUCUGCUUCAGGCCUGAACUCUGUGGAAUCUUAA
Brettanomyces nanus is the source of this 1392-nucleotide messenger RNA. RefSeq lists its product as uncharacterized. NCBI's taxonomy places the organism in Eukaryota, Fungi, Ascomycota, Pichiomycetes, Pichiales, Pichiaceae. The transcript has a single exon. Gene Ontology annotation, cellular component: tRNA-intron endonuclease complex. The coding region runs from base 1 to 1392 and encodes 463 amino acids. The record is from RefSeq and is a predicted model, not a curated record. Gene Ontology annotation, biological process: tRNA-type intron splice site recognition and cleavage.